UUAUUCUAGCAUCACGGCAGCAGGUUCUUGCUAAGUUUGGAGUUACUCGUGUCAUCACAACUGUAUGCCUGCUUGAAGGUGGUGUAAAAACAGGGGCACAGCAGCACAAGGAGUCUGCAUGUCUGCAUAGACAUGCUCAGCUUUGUGGAUACCCGGAUUCUGUUGCUGCUUGCAGUAACUUCAUACCUAGCAUCAUGUCAAUAUGCGGGUCCCAGAGGAGACAAAGGGCCUCGAGGUGACAGGGGUCCUAAGGGCCCAGAUGGAAGAGAUGGCAAACCUGGACUCCCCGGCCCCGCUGGCCCCCCUGGUCCCCCUGGACUCGGAGGAAACUUUGCUGCUCAGUACGAUGGUUCAAAAGCCCCUGAUGCCGGCCCUGGACCCAUGGGUAUAAUGGGAGCUAGAGGCCCACCCGGACCUCCGGGAUCCCCGGGACCUCAGGGACACACAGGACAUGCUGGUGAGCCCGGAGAGCCCGGUCAGACUGGCCCCGUUGGUGCUCGUGGCCCCCCUGGACCCCCUGGCAAAUCUGGAGAGGACGGUAACAAUGGCAGACCUGGCAAGCCCGGUGACAGAGGUACCCCCGGCCCUCAGGGUGCUCGUGGAUUCCCCGGAACCCCUGGACUUCCAGGAAUGAAGGGACACAGAGGUUACACUGGUCUGGAUGGACGCAAGGGAGAGCCUGGUGCCGCUGGCGCCAAGGGUGAGCCUGGUGCCCAUGGAGCUUCUGGAAGCCCUGGACUGGCUGGAUCUCGUGGUAUGAAUGGUGAGAGAGGUCGUGCUGGCCCUGCUGGCCCUGCUGGUGCUCGUGGUGCUGAUGGCAAUGUUGGCCCCGCCGGCCCUGCUGGUCCCGUUGGUGCUGCUGGUCCCCCAGGUUUCCCCGGUGGCCCCGGCCCCAAGGGAGAGGUUGGAGGUGCUGGAUCUACUGGCCCAGCUGGACCUCAGGGAUCUAGAGGAGAGCCCGGUCCCAAUGGUGCUGGCGGCCCCGUUGGUCCCGCUGGUAACCCUGGUGCUAAUGGCCUGAACGGAGCCAAGGGAGCUGCUGGCGCAGCUGGUGUUUCUGGAGCUCCUGGCUUCCCUGGACCAAGAGGAGGACCUGGACCCCAGGGUCCUCAGGGUGCUUCUGGACCCAGAGGCCUCGCUGGAGAUCCUGGUACUCAGGGUGUUAAGGGAGACUCUGGUCCCAAAGGAGAGCCUGGUAACUCUGGACCUCAGGGAGCCCCCGGAUCUCAGGGUGAGGAGGGCAAGAGAGGACCCACUGGUGAGCUUGGUGCCACUGGCCCUGCUGGCAGCCGUGGAGCUAGAGGUGCUUCCGGCAGCCGUGGUAUGCCCGGUUCUGAGGGAAGAACUGGCCCCGUUGGCAUGCCCGGUGCCCGUGGUUCCACUGGUUCAGGUGGACCUCGUGGACCCCCUGGAGAUGCUGGUCGUGCUGGUGAGCCCGGCUCAGCUGGUCUCAGGGGUCUCCCAGGAAGCCCCGGAAGCUCUGGACCCCCAGGAAAGGAGGGACCUGCUGGUCCUGCUGGACAAGAUGGCCGCACUGGAGCUCCCGGCCCAGCUGGACCUAGAGGCCAGCCCGGAAACAUUGGCUUCCCCGGACCCAAAGGAGCUUCUGGUGAGAAUGGCAAGCCUGGAGAGAAAGGAGCCACUGGCCCUACUGGACUGAGAGGAGCCCCUGGAGCUGAUGGCAACAACGGCGGCACUGGCGUCAUGGGACCUGCUGGCGGUCCUGGUGAGAAGGGAGAGCAGGGACCCUCUGGAGCUCCUGGCUUCCAGGGUCUGCCCGGCCCCGCUGGACCCGGUGGAGAGGCUGGAAAGGCCGGAGACAGAGGUAUCCCAGGAGACCAGGGACUUGCUGGACCUGCAGGUGCCAAGGGAGAGAAUGGUAGCCCUGGUGCUGCCGGAGCUUCUGGAGCUCAGGGACCAAUGGGAGCCCGUGGACCUGCUGGAGCCCCUGGAGCUGAUGGUGGCAAGGGAGAGCCUGGCGCUGCUGGAGCUGCUGGUGGUCCUGGACACCAAGGACCUGGUGGCAUGCCUGGUGAGCGUGGAGGUGCUGGUACCCCUGGAUCCAAGGGAGAGAAGGGAGAGGGUGGACACAGAGGCCCUGAUGGCAAUUCUGGCAGAGAUGGUGCCCGUGGUAUGCCUGGACCCGCUGGACCCCCUGGACCCACUGGAGCCAAUGGUGAUAAGGGUGAGGGUGGUUCCUUCGGACCUGCUGGACCCGCUGGACCUCGUGGAGGCUCUGGAGAGCGUGGAGAGGUUGGACCUGCUGGAGCUCCCGGAUUCGCUGGACCCCCUGGUGCUGACGGUCAGCCUGGAGCAAGAGGAGAGCGUGGACCUUCUGGACUUAAGGGAGAAGUUGGCCCCUCUGGCCCCUCUGGACCCGCUGGACAGUCUGGACCUGCUGGUCCUUCUGGCCCCGGUGGACCUCCUGGUGCCCGUGGAGACAACGGUCCUCCUGGUCUGACUGGUUUCCCUGGCGCUGUUGGAAGAAUGGGUACUCCUGGUCCCACUGGUAUUGUUGGACCUCCUGGCCUUGCUGGUCCCGCUGGUAAGGAUGGCCCUCGUGGUCUCCGUGGUGAUUCUGGUCCCGCUGGUCCUUCUGGAGAGCAGGGUAUGGUUGGACCACCUGGUCCAUCUGGAGAGAAGGGACCUUCUGGAGAGUCUGGUCCACCUGGUUCACCUGGUGCUCCUGGAACUGGUGGUCCUCUUGGUCUUCAAGGAUUCGUUGGUCUGCCUGGUGCCAGAGGAGAGCGUGGUACACCUGGUGGUGCUGGUUCUUUGGGAGAGCCUGGCAGAGCUGGACCCGCUGGUCCCCCUGGAGCCCGUGGUCCCCCUGGAAACACUGGUCUGCCUGGCAUGACCGGACCUCAGGGAGAGGCUGGACGUGAGGGUAACACUGGUAACGAUGGACCUCCUGGUCGUCCUGGUGCUGCUGGAUUCAAGGGAGACCGUGGUGAGCCUGGAUCUGCUGGUUCCAUGGGACUUGCUGGUACCCCUGGACCUGCUGGACCCAGUGGCGCUGCUGGCAGACCUGGAAACCGUGGAGAGUCUGGCCCCAGUGGUUCCUCUGGAAAUGUUGGCCCCGCUGGAGCUAGAGGUGCCGCUGGACCUUCAGGACCCCGUGGUGAGAAGGGAGUCGCUGGAGACAAGGGAGAGAGAGGCAUGAAGGGUCUGCGCGGACACGCUGGUCUCCAGGGAAUGCCUGGACCUUCUGGACCCUCCGGUGACACUGGAGCUGCUGGACCCGCUGGACCUUCUGGACCCAGAGGACCUGCCGGACCCCACGGACCCGCUGGUAAGGAUGGAAGAGCUGGUGGCCAUGGAACUAUUGGUGCUCCUGGUUCUCGUGGAGCCCCUGGAUACAUUGGACCUGCUGGUCCUGCUGGUGCUCCCGGUCUGCCCGGACCUCCCGGCCCCGCCGGUGGUGGAUAUGAUGUCUCCGGAUAUGAUGAGUACAGAGCUGAUCAGCCCGCUCUGAGAGCCAAGGACUACGAGGUUGAUGCCACCAUCAAGUCCCUCAACACCCAGAUCGAGAACCUGCUGACCCCUGAGGGAUCCAGGAAGAACCCUGCCCGCACCUGCCGUGACAUCAAACUGACCCACCCCGACUGGAGCAGCGGUUUCUACUGGAUUGACCCCAACCAGGGCAGCAGCAGUGAUGCCAUCAAGGUCUUCUGCGACUUCGCCACCCGCGAGACCUGCAUUUAUGCCCACCCUGAGAGCAUCGCCCGCAAGAACUGGUUCAGAAGCACCGAGAACAAGAAGCACGUCUGGUUCGGAGAGACCAUCAACGGUGGUACUGAGUUUACCUACAAUGAUGAGACCCUCAGCCAACAGAGCAUGGCCACCCAGCUGGCCUUCAUGCGCCUGCUGUCCAACCAGGCUAGCCAGAACGUCACCUACCACUGCAAGAACAGCGUUGCCUACAUGGAUGGUGAGAGCGGCAACCUGAAGAAGGCUGUGCUGCUCCAGGGCUCCAACGAUGUGGAGCUGAGGGCUGAGGGCAACAGUCGCUUCACCUUCUCCGUGCUGGAGGACGGCUGCACUAGACACACUGGUGAUUGGAGCAAGACAGUGAUUGAGUACAGAACAAAUAAACCAUCUCGCCUGCCCAUCCUCGACAUUGCACCUUUGGACAUUGGUGGAGCUGAUCAGGAGUUUGGUUUGGACAUUGGCCCAGUCUGUUUCAAAUAAAUAGACUCAUGAUAAAUUAACACCAAAAAGAGAGAAAGAACGAAAAAACAAAAUCUCUGCCCUUCUUUCUGUGUUGUUUUUUUUUUAUACUGAAUGCUGAUUUCUCUCUGCACAUCCACUUGCUUAAGAUGGGCAACCAUCAGAGAGGACUGAAUGGACUGAACGGAGCGUUUGUGCAAUGCAAAUUAAUACAGCAACCCCAAAGGGACGCGGGAAAACACCUUGUUGUGGGACAUCAUGUCAUCCUUUUGUAAAAAAUAAAAGAAGUGUAAUAAAAAAGCUGAAAGUAUGCAUCACUUUGUGGUCUUUGUAUAUCUUCCAAGGAGGAGGUUUAAAACCACAAUUUCCAUGAAAAAAAGGUUUAAACUACCUCAUGCCUGUACCUAAAGAAAAUACUAUUGACAAAACUUGGGUCCACAACCGAGAUGUUGCGACUUCUUAUGCUUCAAGCUUUGUCCCGUAUCGGAAGGUGCUCAGUUACUUGAAGCAGAGAUCUAUGGUGCUAAUAUGCAGCUGUGGAGCGAACCACUUUUUACUGUAUUACUUUGUAUUGACCUUUGAGGAGUCUUGCAUUCAUCCCCUGAUACUCCCCCACUUUAAGCAGGUGGAAUGCACCUAAACCUUAUGUCUGUUUGGUUUUUUUUUUGGUUUUUUUUCUUGGUUUGGUUUUGUUCUUCUUCUUUUUUUUUGUUUUGUCUAGAAGUUUUUUUUUUGUUUUGGUUUUUUGUUCAGGCUUUUUUUAUCUCUUCAAAUUCCCACACCCAGUGUUCAUACUGACAGCACAUAUUUCAUCCAAUUCUGAAAGGUUUUUAGUCGGCCUCUCUCUCUCAAAAGAUGACACCACAAAGUCUAUUGUACCUAUUUUGUAUAUGUGAGAUGUUUAAAUAAAUUGUGAAAAGUUCUGAAAUAAAGCAUGUCCAAUGUUCCAAAACACACUA
This is a messenger RNA of Scophthalmus maximus (turbot), 5129 nucleotides long. It is a transcript of the gene col1a2, whose product is annotated as collagen, type I, alpha 2. The transcript is spliced from 50 exons. The coding region runs from base 133 to 4191 and encodes 1352 amino acids. Gene Ontology annotation, molecular function: extracellular matrix structural constituent. Lineage: Eukaryota; Metazoa; Chordata; Actinopteri; Pleuronectiformes; Scophthalmidae. The record is from RefSeq and is a predicted model, not a curated record.